AAAAUGGAAGAGAACAGGGAUCUUAAAAUAUUAGUAGUAGGAAAUUCUAGUGUUGGUAAAACAAGCUUGAUUGUUAAAUAUAAAACUAAUCAAUUCUCCCCAUAAACCAGUGGAACUAUGGGAGUAGAUAUGUCGAUUGAUAAGAAUGUGAAAAUUAAUAAUAACUUAUAUGAUGUUGCUAUUUGGGACACAGCUGGUCAAGAGAGAUUCUAAUCAAUAGUGAAAAUUUCAUCCUAAGUACUUUUAGUUCAUUUAAUCAUAGAAUGCACAUGCUUCUUUAAUAUGCUUUGAUUUGAGUGAUCCUUUGUCAUUAGAUAGCGUUGCAUCUUGGAUUUAAUUCUUGAAAUCUGAAGGACCUUAAAAUCUGCAAAUAAUAAUAGUGGGUACUAAAAAAGAUCUACAGGUUUAAUAUACAUAAGAUUAAUUAAAAUAAAUUUCUACAGCUUGGAAAGCAAAUUUUCAAGACGAAUUUCCUAUUCAUUUAACAUCCUCAAAAACAGGAGAAGGAAUUUAAGAUGCUUUUAGAUAGGCUUUUGAAUUGGGAGCCAAAGCUAAGUACGAUUUAAAUGUCUAAUAAUAAUAAUAAUAAAGCAAUAAUAAGAGUUUUAAAAUAAGUACCUCUUAGUUAGUUAGAAGUUAACAGCCUUCAAAUCAAAAAACAGAGGCAAUAAUUUCUAAUACAACCACUCUAAGAGAAAGUUAAAUGAAUUUUAAUGACAAUAAAGCUACUCAGCAAGGUUGCUGCUGA
Messenger RNA from Paramecium octaurelia, 748 nucleotides. NCBI's taxonomy places the organism in Eukaryota, Ciliophora, Oligohymenophorea, Peniculida, Parameciidae. The record is from the annotation of a GenBank genome assembly.